Messenger RNA from Boeremia exigua, 1196 nucleotides. RefSeq lists its product as uncharacterized. Lineage: Eukaryota; Fungi; Ascomycota; Dothideomycetes; Pleosporales; Didymellaceae. The coding region runs from base 316 to 954 and encodes 212 amino acids. The record is from RefSeq and is a predicted model, not a curated record. The transcript has 2 exons.
UGGCUCUAGAAAGAACCCUGCAACAACGGCUCGCUUUGCUAAAUCUAGCGACACGCGAGCGUUGCACUACCUUCUCGAACUCCAAGGCCGCGGCUCUUGUAUGCCCAACAAUGCGCACGUUGACGUCGCUUUCGCACUCGCUUGUUACGUGCCUAUUUGCGCCUUACAGCGUGUCACAGUGGAGCCACGUGGUACACAGUUUCUCCACGAAGCAUCUUACAAGGGCCGAUCAAUCCUUUGCUGACGGCAAUUUAUUGACUGCAACUACUACGCUCCCACCUCGGGGCAAACAUCAUUCGAUGCUACAGUAAGCGAAUGCUCAAACGUUGGCUGGUAAGGAAGUCGUCGGAUUUCGGAGCGAUUCAGCUCCAGCAGCCCCUAUUGACCUUCAUCUCCACAUGGGUUAGCUUGGCUCGAGUUGCCAAGAGCGCGAGCUUUCCCGCUUUCCGUGAGUGGCGCCGGCAGGUGUCAUUUUCUGCUUGUAAAGCCACGCCCUGCAAGUCAUGCCGGCUACCGCCUGUACUCCGGCAUCCUGUCAAUAUCUGCGGCCACGAUGAGGUGCAUCGCAAUGCUACCUUCACGCCAGCCACGCCCAGUAUCGACAGCUAUACGUCAGGGGUCUGCAUGACCACGUCCAUCUCCCGAGAGCCGAACUACGAUGCUCGUCUGCGAAUGACGGCUCUCAAGCAUUGCAUCUUACCAAACAGAUGCAUCGGCUUCCCGCCGUCUUCAGCCAUCGCACGCAAAAUACAAACGUGUUGGCUGACAAGCCGCCUGGAUCGACUCUUGGCGGGCGCGGCGAUCUUGCUUCUUCGGCUCUUGCGCGACGCGGAAGCGUGGGCGACGUCGGUUCAUAUUUUUAGUCCGCCAUGCCUUAACGUCUUGGCUCUCGUAAGGCGGGAUCGUUAUUCCUCCCCCUUUUGGUAUAUGUUCUCGAAAUAUUCUCCGCUGUGAUUCUACGUCUGUCUCAGUGGCUGAUGCCAGGUUCUGAGAACAAUGUUGUGCAGAUGGAGGUCAACUUGAUCAAAGGCGCAGAGAACAAAGCUCUGAACCCGAAACAAAGCACCAUCGUAACGCGUUCAUCGGAGAUAAUGAGGAGAUGGAGGUCCCACUAUAAUAGCUCGUAUUCUGCGAGCUCUCCAGGCGGGAGAUCUUGGCUGCUGAUAUGGUGCGCUGACACUCAAUUAGCGGACGGC